This is a messenger RNA of Coccomyxa subellipsoidea C-169, 1208 nucleotides long. RefSeq lists its product as hypothetical. The record is from RefSeq and is a predicted model, not a curated record. NCBI's taxonomy places the organism in Eukaryota, Viridiplantae, Chlorophyta, Trebouxiophyceae, Coccomyxaceae. The transcript is spliced from 3 exons. Bases 365 to 868 code for a protein of 167 amino acids.
ACAGUCUCUGCUUUGGAUGUCAACGGGGCGCUGACAAGUGGUCGUUGGAGAGAUUUAUCCGUCCAAUAAGUGCUGCAGAGCUGUCGAUAUGUGAUGGUGGGAAGGUGACAGGACGUUGCCUUGGUAUCUGCUCUCAGACAUGCAUCGUACAAUCUGUCAAGCCAUUCAAUGUCCUAGGCACCCCAUCUCUCGUAUCAAGGACAGCAGCAAGGUCCUGUCGAAGCCCCUCUCACGCUGGUGCAGACCCUCUGUGAGGCUGUCGAAGCUGGUGACAAAGGCUUCUGAGAACACACCAACCACCGAAGAGGCAAGUGGCACAGAUGAUUAUCAGCUGCAGCAUAAUGCGAAGAGCGUGGCUCGCUCUAUGCUGGAAGGAAAGCCUCUCCUGUCAAGGGAAAGGGAAGAGGUCGAGGAAGAGGAAGCCAAGGAGAGGUUUGUGGGCAGACUGAUCGUCCUUGUGCUUGGGGCUGUGCUGCUGGGGGAGCGCAUCACAGGCAAGGGCGCAGUGCAGGCCCUGGAUCAUGCCGUGGGGGUGCCACUGUGGGAGAUCGAGCCUGUGCUGGGUGCGAUGGUGGUGGGUCUGCUCAUCGCCGCGCUGUAUCCCCGGCGGAAGCAGCUGGUUGAGGACGCGCAGAGGAGGCAGAAGGAGAUGGGCGAUUGGCUGGCUGAUGCACAAGUGUGGGUUCGACGGCUGGCUUGCGUCUCGCUGGCAUCCACCAUUGUUGUGGAAGUGGUCACUGGAAAGGGAGCUUUGGCGCUUCUGGAUAUCGAGACUGGGGUGGAGACUUUGAGCGAGAUCGAAGCAGGGGCUGCAUUCUUGAUCAUGCUUUUCCUUACUGCAGCGGAGCCUAGGAGAUCACGAGCCUGAUGUUGAAGUGGAAGAGAGAUGUACAUUACUGAUAGUGCGAGUGGCACAAAAUUUCUGUGACAGAAGCCAUGGGAUUGGAGCAGAGUUGAGAGAUGAAAACAAGGCUAACAUUGACGGCACAUUGGCCACAAUUAAGAGAGGGCAGAUUCUUUUUUUUGCCAGAGUCAAGCAAGGCUGUUGUUGCCUUUUGGAAAGUUACAGAAUCUCCGAGAUCAUUAAUACAGAAUAUGAAAUUUGUAGAGCUUGAGGGUUUAUAUUCUGAAUUUUGCGUGUAUUAGCCAUUCUUCUUUCGUACAGUCAGAUGGCUCAUGAGAAAUGGAAGACUAUCAGAUCAUGAUUC